CCAUGUAAUCCAGAGGCGCAGCGCAUUUAGUGGAUUCACUUUGGAAGCCAAAAGCCGGUUCUCAUCUGAACGCAUAUUGGACUUUAAAUUGAUUGGAUUUCCCACUUCUUGGUUAAGAAGCGGACUUUAAUGGAGCACAUAAGUUAAGAGUGUUGUAAACUUACUGACAACUCUUGACAUUUUCUAGGAAAGGAGGAAUCUGGAUCCUAGGCUGCUAGCUAGCUGGCUGCUAAUGUUUGUGGUUGUGAAAUAGAAUGGAAUGGUAUGUCAGGACUUCCUUCUCCUCCGUCAAAGUUGGUUGCUUCUGUUAAAUCCUGUACUUGAGUCUCGCCUUGCCCGGAGCUGGGAGAUGUCCAGGAGAGGUUGCACAAGUAACAUUUGCAUGUUGCUCCUCCGUCGCUGGUGAAAAUGAGCGUGACCUUGUCAUGGUUCCUGGUGAGCAGCUCGGGCACGAGGCACCGGUUGCCACGGGAGAUGAUCUUUGUGGGGCGGGACGACUGUGAGCUCAUGCUGCAGUCCCGCAGUGUGGAUAAGCAGCAUGCCGUAAUCAACUACGACCCAGCCACAGACGAGCACCUGGUAAAGGACCUAGGCAGCCUGAAUGGGACAUUUGUCAACGACCUCAGGAUUCCGGACCAAACUUACAUCACGCUCAAGCUCUCAGACGUCAUCCGCUUUGGUUAUGAUGCCCACGUCUACAUCCUGGAGCGGAGCCAGCACCUCGUCCCAGAGGAGGCCCUGAAGCACGAGAAGUACACCAGCCAGCUCCAGCUUGGUGUGAAGACGUCUGCUUUGAAGAAGCGAGCACAUGGGGAGGAGAAGAUCAGGACCACGAUGCCUUUAAACCCCAAACUGGACACCAGCGAGAGCAAGCCCCCUGUCACAGAGACUCCAGUGAUGUCCAAGCCCACUCCUCUGUAUGGUCAGCCAUCAUGGUGGGGAGAGGACGUAGAGGAGCCCCUGGCAGCUGACACCAGUGAUGGCUCACAACCAGAGCAGGGGAUCAACAGUCGACACAGUGGCAACCCUGUUAAAGCGGGCUACUUGCAAUCAAGCCGCGAGCCCAGCUACUUUGAGAUCCCCACCAAGGAGUUCCAGUCGUUUGAUCCCAAGAGCAUGACCAAUCCCCAGCAGCUUCAGGAAAUUCCCACCAAAGACACAGAUGCCCAGGUGGUGGCGCCACCGAGCCCGUCCUCCACACUGGCCACCCAUCCAGACGUCCAGGCACCUGUGGUCCAGAGCCACGCCUCCUUCACCAUCGAGUUUGACGACGUUGAGCCAGGCAAGAUGAUGAUUAAGGACCACGUGACCAAGUUCUCUCUCAGGCAGCGCCAUCGGCAGGGCGGUGGUGGUGGUGGUGGUGGUAGUGGGACGUUCUCCUCGGCAUCAACCCCGGAGGCGACCGCCGCCACUGCGCCUCUGGAGGAAAUGUCUGUCCAGAGCAAGGUUGCUGAUUGGCUGGUGCACAGCAGCGUCGGCAUGACGACGACGAGAAGGAAGUCGCGCUCUGAUGACAUGUACAGCACCAAGAGUGACCUGCCCACCAAUAGCAAGACGCUCAAGGAUCACCAGCACGAGGAUGGGACUCUGAGCAACUCCGAGGAUUCCCCUCUAAUGGAGAAGCACAGGAGGCAGCGCUCAACCCCUGAGCCGUCAAAACACUUCACCCCUCCUUCAUCCGAGGGCCACCUCACCUCCUCCAACACGCCGCAAAGCAAGACCAGAGGUGAUCCUCAGCAGGCCUUUGUCAUCGAGUUCUUUGACAACAACAACAUGCGAAAGAAGCGGUCCCAGUCGUUCAGCAACAACAUGGGCGACGGUGGCGAGAGCAUUCCCGUGCCCAAAGGUCACAUGGAGAAGAAAAAGGCUGCUGCCGCCCUGCAGGGCGAGAGGGGUACUGCAAGCCAGGGCUCCAUCCCAGCUACGCAGCAGUUCACCGUGCCCCUCAAAGGCGGCUCAUCCACCUCGUCAAGCAGAAGCUUUCAGCGGGCGGGCUCGCUGCGGCGGGAGAAGAGAGACGUGCGCCAGAGCUCUUCCGCUAACUUCUCCUCGUGCUCUGCCUCCUCUUCCUCGUCUCCGCGGCCCUUUGGGAGCGUGGGCCGUCGCUCUAAGCUGGCGCAGGACUUUGCCAACGAGUUUCUCAGACAGUCCUCAGCUGCCCCCGUUGCCAAUCCUGCUGUCACCAAUGUCCCCGGUGGUGCCCUCUCGACGCCGUCUAGUUUGUCUUCACCGACGCCAACGACAACAUCUUCCUCUGCCCCGACAGCCUCUUCGCAGGCCGCCCCACAGAAGAGCACCUCGGCCUCUCAGUCGUACGCGUCCACGACCGCUCAGCAGCAACUCCAAGCUGCCAACAUCAUCAAGAUGACGCCAAAAGGGGUCAAGAUGCCAACAAGAGGGCCCGACCCUGAGCCUGUGGCCGGCAGGCACGCGAGGAAUGAGGAGGACGACAGCCUGAGUGACGCGGGCACCUACACGAUAGAAGGAGACGCGCAGGACAAGGAGGUGCAGGAAGCUCGCAGCAGAAUCGACAAGGUCUUUGGCGUUGUGGAGAGCCCCAGCCUCACUCGGCCAGGCUCUGAGGCCUGCGGGCCUGAGCUCUCCACCGAGAGAGGCGUGAGAGAGAUGCUUUCUAACAGCGUAUCUCAUAGGGACAGUAGUUCUGCCCCUACCCCACAGGGCACUUAUCCGGCAGCUCUUAGCCAGUCACCUUCCUCAUGCCAAGUAAAGGGCCCAGUGCACUCUUCGCCUGCCCCUGGGGGACCCAGGUGGGUGUCUAGGUGGGCAAGUCUGGCCGACAGCUGUUUGGAGCCCAACCCCACGUCAAGUCUCUUUAACAUUCCCGCACAGUUGGACCUCUCAAAUUCUGGUGGAGCCCAAAUUAUCCAUCAGGCCAUGCUCAACCGGAGCUUUGACAGCUCCGAGUCCGAAAGCACGGUGCGCUCACGACGCAUCCUUCCUCAGCUGCCAAACCAAGACAAGACAGACGUCAACUACUCGAACGUUAGCGUUCAGCCGGACCCUUACGCCACCUACAGCGUCCGAAGUCGGGGUGCAGCCAAGAGCGGCCAUCAGAAAGGGUCCAGCCAGCGCCUUAGUGUGCAGGAUGAUCUUGAUCCUGACAGCCUGAGCGACACUAGCACGUCAGACAACAGCACCUCUGUCACAGAGCCAGCAGAGGAACCCAGUUCGACAAGGACCAGCAAGAACUGGUCUCGUAACUGCUCCGAUACUGUAGAAACCAAGUCCAAGUCCGUGUCUUCUCGCAUCACCUCCGAGGACAGCCUGUCCAUGACGGAGGGUGACCACCAAGGCGACACACCCAAGUUCUCCACAGCGACCAUAACCAGGCAAAGUAGACGGGGAAGGACCAACGACAACGCUCUGACCAGCGCAGACUGUAGGGAUGGCACUGGCAGCAAAGCUAACAAUCAAACUCCGAUCUUUACCAGGCAGGAGAGCUACACCAAGAUCCAGAGUGGAGGAGAUGACGUGGCGGCGCAGAUCAGGAGGCUGCCCAAUAUCUCCAGUCAGGAUGACCUCAAUGACUUCAGUAGAGGGACGUCCACAUCCACUCAGGACACACAUGCCUACCUGAAGGAAACGGAGGAUGUAUUGGCUGUGCUGGAGGCCAAGCUGCACGACCAUGGCCAGCUGCAGCAGCUCUCGACGCCAAGUGGAGAGGACUCGCUAUCCGGAGAGUCCGACUUGGACAGCUCCAGCACGCUGAGCCAGCGGAGCAGCAAGAACUCCAGAGAGUUGUCGUCGUCGUUGGGAGCCAGAAUGAGACCGGCCAGCGGUGGUGGCACCACCACCUCCUACAACAGGGCACAAUCUCCUCUUGAUAGAGUCGAGCGUGACCGUGAAGCCACCCGUUCAAAAUCGACCGCCGCUUGGAUCUCUGAGAAGCAGCAGCAGGCUGACCCAUCGUGCCGCGGCAGUCAACCCCAACUGCACCGCAACGUUGACAGGCACGGCUCCAUGGACUCCCCUGCUGCAAGGCACCUGUCCAACUCCAUGAUGUCUGAUCCGGAGUCGAGCUCACGAACCUCGCUGUUUCGGAAGAAGAGCUCCACGCCUACUACUACGCACAGGGAUGAAUCGGGGAAACCAGGUGAUCGCGGUAAGACGGCAUCACAGGCCUUGGCCCGGUCUCAUUCCCUCACAGCGCCACGGCCCACGCGAGCCUCCAUGCUUCGCCGCGCCCGCCUAGGAGACGCUUCCGACAACGAGGGCCCGGAAACGGAAAGAACCUCAAACAGCGCCAACGAGCUAGGGACGACGGCGCGUCCAGCACCCGAAGCAAAGCGCCCGCUAUCACGCCUGGACAUGUUGGCACUGCCACGCAAGCGGACCAGCUCCUUCAAUACUACGCCAAGUGACACCGAGGCAUCGGCGGCAGCACCGACUCGCACCGGCUUCUCCAACCGAAGUGCCGAGUCCUCCACCACCUCCGCCCGUAAGGCUUCGUUGCCAGGGGACAAGAACCAGAGCAGGAAGACCCCGGUCCAAGUGGUCAACAAGCCCAUCAUCCGCGGCCGCUCAAGCAGUGCCAAGUACGCCAGCGCAACAGCCAGCUCCCGGAGGAGGCAGAAGGGUUCUGACUACACCUCCACAUCUGAGGAGGAGGGCGAGUCCAGCCAGAGCACCCCUAAACACAAACGCUCCCACCACCCAGCAGGCUCUCAGGUCUCAGGAGCGGCCCGCGCUCACGGGGGUCACGGGGGUCAGGGUGGUCAGGGUGGUCAUGUGACGCCUCUUGUGGGACGGCGAGCCCACGGCGCCCCCCCUGGUCAAGACUCUGAGGAGGACGGCCCGCCAGGAGAUGCCUUCCAGAACUGGACGUCGCACAGUGCAGAGAUCGCCAGACUGAGUCAGGACCUGGCUAAGGACCUGGCCAUACUGGCUCGGGAGAUCCAUGAUGUGGCAGGAGACAGCACAGAGUCUUCGCAGACACACGCCGCCCCUCCAGCCAGUCAAGAGCAGGACAUUCCAGAUGUCAGUCAGAACUUCAAAAGGAGUGCGUCGUUCUCUGUUUCGAGCAGACAGCCAGAGCAGCACCACCAAAUCUCUGAAGUUGGCGGCCGAGUGCAGGACAAGGGGGCAGGAGACAAUCAGCUUCUGAAUCCAGUAUCACAGGUCUCUCUGGCCAUACGAGAAAACACUGAACAGCUGACCGAGAAACUGAAAGUUCUGUUUCAGAACAAAGGGCAAGUGUGGGAAGAAAUUGAGACCGUCAACUCUGACAAUGACACUGCUUCUCAGAAAACAGGAAACAAGGAAGUUGCUGCUAUUUUGAAGGAGCUCAGAAGAGUUCAGCGACAGCUAGAAGUCAUCAACAACAUCAUAGAGCCGGAUGGGAGGGCUGACCUGACCCGAACUGCUUCCGUCAGUACCCCCUCUCUGUGGAGCGCGAGGGGUGGCGGCGGCGGCGGCGGCAGGGUGGCGGCGUCCCACCUCAGGGACCGAAGACCCGGCGGCGCCUCUCCAAGAAGCAGUGGAGACGUAGGAAGAGAAGGAGGAGGAGGACUCAGACAAGGAGGUGGCAGCAAGAGGUCGUCUGGGCCCUCUGCUGAUGGAAGCAGCUUCCUGCUGUAGAGGAGGGGUGGGGGU
Engraulis encrasicolus (European anchovy) is the source of this 5613-nucleotide messenger RNA. It is a transcript of the gene cep170ba, whose product is annotated as centrosomal protein 170Ba. Gene Ontology annotation, molecular function: protein binding. Bases 409 to 5598 code for a protein of 1729 amino acids. The transcript has 19 exons. Lineage: Eukaryota; Metazoa; Chordata; Actinopteri; Clupeiformes; Engraulidae. The record is from RefSeq and is a predicted model, not a curated record.